CCCCACUACACGGCCAAAACUAAACAGAUGUGAUAAGAGAGUACAUUCUAUUCCUACAUCAACGCCUCAUUUACAUUUUACAAUCCAUAAUCAGACAAACUUUUUCUUUCCCUCUUUGCUUACAGAAAAAUAGUCCGAGAUUCUUCUAUUCUUCCCUAUUUCUUCCAUAUUUCACUUCUCCACUAAUCUAUGGAGAAGAAAAUGGGUGAUCAUCUGUGCUUGUCAAACACUAGCCGUCUCCUGAUUUCUGAGUUAACUCUUUUGUGUUACUUCAUUCUUUCUCACCCUCUUUACUUGUCUUACUUUGUUUUCUUCUUUCCUUACCUGGUUAAAAUCCUCUCAUUUCUUUCCCCUCUCUUCAUCACCACUUCCCUUUUGCUCUUCGCACUUGUCAACAACACCAUCUCCCCUGCUUCGUUCAUAUCUUCCCCUCACUCAGACAAUGUUAGUAGUAUUCUGCUAUCUUUCAAGAAUGCUCUGCUGGAGGCUGAUGGUAAAAUUGAUGAGUUGGAUCGUUUUGAGGAUUUUGAAGUUUACAAGAUCGUGUUUCAAGAAAACCCAGUUGAACUCUUUGACUAUACAUCCCCUGAAGGAAGUGAAAAACAAGUUGUUGAUUCUUCAGUUCAAGAAAAAGACACUGCCACUGCCACAGUUGAUCUUGAAAAUUCAGGGGUUGCAGUGGAAGAGUUGUUGAAAGAAGUGGAUGAGUUUGAAAGCAAGACUUGGACUGAUAAUGUGGAAACGAAGAAAAUUGAGGCAUUGGGCACGAAGGUCGAGAAAGUUGUUGAAAAACAACAAGAAGAAGAAAUGAUAAUGGGAAAUGGAUCCAAGGAGGCGGAUAAAGUGAAAAAGGCACAUUCUUGGAGUAAUCUUGACCAGAAUUUAGGGAGUUAUGGAUCUAUGAGGAAAGAAAAAGAGUGGACAAGGACAUUGGCAUGUAAACUUUAUGAAGAAAGGCACAAUGCUAGUAGUGGUGAAGGAAUGGAUUUGUUGUGGGAAACUUAUGAAAUAGACUCAGGAAAGAGCAAAGUCAAAAGGGAUAACACUACAAAGAAGAAGAAGAAAGGAGAAUCCAAAUCCAAAAGCUACAAAAAGGAUGAAGAAGUUGAAGAGGAAGAAGAAGAUAUGAAGGAACAGUUAUGUUGCUUACAGGCUCUUAAGUUCUCAGCUGGAAAGAUUAAUUUAGGAAUGGGAAGGCCUAAUCUUGUUAAGAUUUCCAAAGCAAUUAGAGGGUUUGGAUGGUUACAUCAUGACACCAAGAAAAACAAGGUCCAUUGUGGAGAUAGAUUUUAGUAUGAUUUUAUAUGGAGUAAUUAAAUGAUAGUCAUGUUUGGAGUAAUAUUACUAGAUAUAUGUUGUCCAAGAAAUUAGAGUACUUAACAAGUAAAUAUUUUUUGUUGUAGUUCUUUGCUUAUGUAGCUAUGGUACAAUAAUUAAUCAAAUCCUAUCUCAUUAUCCAUGA
Solanum dulcamara is the source of this 1462-nucleotide messenger RNA. RefSeq lists its product as uncharacterized. The transcript has a single exon. The coding region runs from base 190 to 1293 and encodes 367 amino acids. The record is from RefSeq and is a predicted model, not a curated record. Lineage: Eukaryota; Viridiplantae; Streptophyta; Magnoliopsida; Solanales; Solanaceae.